This is a messenger RNA of Papaver somniferum (opium poppy), 744 nucleotides long. RefSeq lists its product as uncharacterized. The transcript has a single exon. NCBI's taxonomy places the organism in Eukaryota, Viridiplantae, Streptophyta, Magnoliopsida, Ranunculales, Papaveraceae. Bases 1 to 744 code for a protein of 247 amino acids. The record is from RefSeq and is a predicted model, not a curated record. Gene Ontology annotation, biological process: shoot system development; root development.
AUGGCUUCUUUCCAUGUUCGAUCUAUCAGUUUACCUACAAGCUCCCGCACUCUCACUCUUGCAGUCGAGGAACAGUUACACCAAUUAAAAGCCACUGAACAAGCCACUUCAUCUUCAUUGAUCUGCCAGAACUUAUCCGGUCUUAAAGAUUUAUAUGAACGUGUUGAAGAUUUCCUUUCUACCCAAGACGGAAAAUGCUUAGACUCCGGUUUGGAUGGAUCUAUCAGGUUGUUGGAUGUUUGCAGUAUUACCAAAGAUGUUUUGUCUCAAAUGAAACAAUCUGUUCAAGAACUACAAUCAUCCAUUCGUAGACGAUCAAAUGAAGUUUCCGGAUACAUGAUCUCAAGAAAGAAGAUCAUUAAAGUGAUCCGAAAGUGCCUCUCAAAUCUAAAAGACAGCAAGAAGAUCGAAACAGAAGGUAGUAUACUAAGAGAAGUUGAAGCUACUACUCUUGCCGUUCUUGAGUCCCUAUUGUCCUUUGUGUCUGAACCAAGACAAAGCAAGUCAUUGAUCUCUAAACUGAUCCUCACAAAGAGAGUUGUACACAAGUGCGAAGAAACUUCCGAAGUAAUGGAGGUUGACACCGCAGUGAAAGCCCUUACCAAAGGCGUCGAAGUAGACAAUGUACAAAAGACAUUGAAAGCCCUUGAAAUGACCCUUGAAGAUCUUGAAGAUGGACUAGAAUCUGUCUUCAGAUGUUUAAUCAAAAACCGAGUUUCACUCCUCAACAUCGUCAACCAGUAG